Molecule: messenger RNA, 1560 nt
Organism: Capsicum annuum
Lineage: Eukaryota; Viridiplantae; Streptophyta; Magnoliopsida; Solanales; Solanaceae
Exons: 3
Coding region: 198-623 (141 amino acids)
Source: RefSeq, a predicted model, not a curated record
ACCCAGUCACCCAACCGCACCCCCAUACCCAAACACCCCCACUCAAUUAGUUUGAUGGGGCCAAAGUAAUUAACAAAGAGAGAAAAAAAGGAAAUAAAAAUAAAAACAUAUAAGACCCGUUUGGAUCUGCUUCCCAUCGUGCCUACCCCUCAUUUCUUUUUUUUGUGUGUGUGUGUUUCUGAGAGGUGUUCUCAACCAUGAGAAUAAGGAAGCAUGCCAAAGUCUCCCCGCUAUUCUAUACUUGUUCUGUAUUCCCCGGUGCCCACCUUUGUCAGCUCAAUCAGUCUCCAUGGGAUGUUAUCACAUUCCCCGACGAUGAUAAUAAUAUUAACCAGCAGCCACUACUUGUUGCUCCUCCACCACCACCGGCUCCACCGUCUUCUUCAUCCUAUCAGUUGGAUGGAUAUGAUAGCUGUGCUGUAAACGAGACCUUUUGUGAUUCUCAACAGAGCAUCACGUCAUUGAAAAGGGACGAUAAUGGGGAGACGAAAAAGAUGAAUUUUUUAGACAAUAAAGUCGCCGAUGUGCCUGCUGAUUCUAACGAUUUCGAGAAAGACGAGAAGAUGGGAGAUGGAGAUAACAGUGUUACAACAAUGUGCGUCAAGAAUGACGGGAAGGGAUAGCAAUCAGGGGCGGAUCCAGGAGUUUCAGUGAGGGGGUUCAGUAGUACAUAUACGAACUAGUCAAAGGGGUUCAGCCUCUAUUAUUUAUACAUAAAUUUUUUUUUUUACCAUGUAAAAAUAGUAUAAUUUUUCGACGAUGGCAAUGCAGUAGAGAGGCAAAAGGAGGGCAUAAUUUAUGUGAGCACCAUUUUUCUCAAGGGAAAAAGCAUUGCAGUAGCAACAAAGUUCAAUAUUCUACUACUGCUGCUGCUGCUGGUUCUAACUCCGACACUGAAGUUAAGCAAACUGUGGUGGCAGCAGCCGAGAUAACUCCAAGUUCCCACGGCCGCCCCCAUCGUCCUAAGAAAUCAUCAUCUUCCGAAUAUUACUAUUAUUCAGGUUUUGGUCCUUUAUGGGGCAAGAAAAGAGGUCCAUCGACUGGGAAGAAGAAGAAUACAACACCACCCGCAGCAGCAGCAGCUGAAAUCUACUCUAGUCAUGAAAGUACUACUCACGGGGAACAAUCUUCGUCUCCUCAGAUGGAUAAUGAAGGAAUUGAGCACGUUAAAGACGAGGAUGAUGAUGCUGAAGAAGUUGAAAACUGUAAGCUGAUCAAAAGAGCCCGUAAGCCCAUCAAAGCUAGGUCACUCAAAUCUCUAAUGUGAAAUUCUCAAUAGCAAUUUCUAGCUAGCUAGUCUGUGUAAUGUUUUUUGGUCAACAUGUGUUGUUAUUAUUAUCGUAGAAUGUAGUUAGUUUAGGGCAUGUUAGAUUUUUGUUUACUUAGAAAAAAAUAAACAGAUGAUUUCGGUUUCAUGGUCCUAGUACUCCAUGUGACAUUAAAGCUAAACAGUGUAGCCUUGGCAUGUGCAGAAAGAUGUUUUAUAUGUAGACGUUGGUGUUGGAUUGGACAAAUCUAAAUAAGCAUAAAAUUGUAAUUUACUUGGUCACUUCAUUUUUC